AUGCUUCUUCUCGGCCUGACUGGCUCAAUAGCCACCGGCAAAUCCACUGUCUCCUCCAUCCUCUCCUCGCCGCCUCACUCCCUGCCUAUCGUGGAUGCAGAUGUCCUGGCCCGCGAGGUCGUCGAGCCCGGCACAAUGGGCUAUGCGGCGAUCGUGAAGCAUUUUGGUCCCACGACGCCUGAUCUCCUGGUCGGGCCAUCCGACUCCAUGCCCGAGAAUGGACCCACCGGCAAUGGACGCCCACUCAACCGACCAGCGCUGGGUCGACGCGUCUUUGGCGACAGCGAUGAACGUAAGAAGGACAGGGCAGUGCUGAACGGCAUUGUUCACCCGGCGGUCCGGUGGGCCAUGGCGCGCAAGGUGCUGUGGUGCUACCUCACAGGAUGCUGGGCCGUGGUGCUCGAUGUCCCACUGCUGUUCGAGUCCAAACUGGACCGUUUCUGCGGGACGACGCUGGUCGUGGGUGUCCGCGAUCCGGAAAUACAGAUGCGCCGACUACGAGAGCGAGACGCGCACCUUACCAGCGAAGACGCAGAGAACAGGGUGCGCAGCCAGACAGAUGUGAGAACCAAGGCGAAAUGGAGCGAGACCCGGGGAGGACAUGUAGUGUGGAACGAUGGGACCAAGGAGGAGCUCACGAUACAGCUUGAUGAGGUGAUGCGUGGGCUAAAGGCACAAAGCAACGGGCUCUGGAGCUGGGUGUUGCUGGCGUGUCCGCCGCUCGCAGUCACCCUUGCCGCCUGGCAUUUCUGGAGGAACCAGCGUUUCGCAAGCAGAUAG
Molecule: messenger RNA, 780 nt
Organism: Emericellopsis cladophorae
Lineage: Eukaryota; Fungi; Ascomycota; Sordariomycetes; Hypocreales; Bionectriaceae
Product: Dephospho-CoA kinase-like protein
Exons: 1
Coding region: 1-780 (259 amino acids)
Biological process (GO): coenzyme A biosynthetic process
Molecular function (GO): dephospho-CoA kinase activity; ATP binding
Source: RefSeq, a predicted model, not a curated record